Molecule: messenger RNA, 620 nt
Organism: Dentiscutata erythropus
Lineage: Eukaryota; Fungi; Glomeromycota; Glomeromycetes; Diversisporales; Gigasporaceae
Source: the annotation of a GenBank genome assembly
CACGGAACUCAAAUUCAAGAAAUUCGUGGCCGUAACGGCCCAUAUGGCCGCGUUAGAAUUAUGAAUUCCAGAGAAUAUUUUGAAAGCAUUAGGCAUUAUUCGACACUUGAAGAGGGGUCAGGAGUGGCUGAUCUGUUAACAAUAAGGAAAACUGCCAUGAUUCAACAUUUAGCUGUACUCUUUCAACAGAAACCAAGAAUAGAAGACGAUGUUAAGAGGUAUUUGUCAGCACCGUGGGACGAUAUUGUUAUACAGUAUAUAAAGUGUAUUAUAGCUAUGCAUAACAGAAAGUUUGCGGAGGCCUUCGAUGAACAUUAUAGCAUGGUCCAUUCUUUGACAAUCAAUUCAACAAUAAAGAACCUUUCAAAGAGCGUUUUCACAACAGUUUGGGCGUUGGUCUUUGCCGAUAUUUCGGACUUGAUUUUUAUGGUGGCAGAAAAACCACCUAAAAAUUUAGAAAUAGCAGCUCGCGCAAUUAAUAAAUCAUUUUCAUUGUGCAUAACAGACAGAGCUGCAUUAAACGUCUCUCGUAAAUGGGGGACUUAUUAUUUUGCGGGACUCUUGAAGCCCCACUACGUUUUUGUUUAUCCGUUAAAUAUUGUAGAAAUUAUAGCAGAUAA